Ceutorhynchus assimilis (cabbage seed weevil) is the source of this 1494-nucleotide messenger RNA. The record is from the annotation of a GenBank genome assembly. Lineage: Eukaryota; Metazoa; Arthropoda; Insecta; Coleoptera; Curculionidae.
AUGGGAUUAUCAAUAUUAGAUAAGGUGACCAGCAAUACUCGAAACAAUGGAAAGCUGGUAAAAAGUUUCUACUGCCACAAAUGCGGUAAAUUUUUUACAACAUUUCUAAAGCUCCACCUUCACGCCCUAAGAGAUGCUGAACAUGAACAUCAAUUCCGUUGUACCAUUUGCAACUACACAGUAGGAUCGGUUUUGACCGAGUUGCUUCAGCACAUCGAAAAGUUUCAUAAGAGUGAUACAUUUAAACUUGUGGAAGAAAAAAUGGUAGAAAACGAGCCUGAGGUGAUACGUUACUACUGCGCAAGUUGCGGUAAAGGCAUGCGCACUUUGCACGAUUUGCUGAUACAUAAUAAAGACCAUCAAAAUGAUCUCUUAUGCUGUGACGUAUGCCCUAAACAAACAUCUACAUUUUCAAUGUUGAUGACUCAUUAUGAAGAGCACACAGUACCAGGCCAUAUUCAUUUACAAUGUCAAAUGUGUCCGUUGGAAUUCUACCAUCCAACCCCAUUAAAAUUUCACUAUUACAUUAUGCACAGGCACAUUUUAAAUAUACCUUUCGAGUGCGAUUUGUGCCAAGAGGUUUUAUUCGAUGACGAAGAAAGGUUUCUUUUUCACGUGCAAGCUCAUACAUGUUUAAAUACAGAAAUAAAACCAAACAGGCCUAGAAUGGAUGUGUCCAAAUUGACUUGCGAGGUGUGCGCCCAAAUAUUUGACUCUAUUAGUAAGUGCAAAAGACAUAAAUAUACAGAGCAUCGAGUUAGAAAGAAUUUUGAAAGAACUUGUCCGAUUUGCGAAAAUACGGUGACUUUAAAAACAAUUUCUGAUCAUUUGACUUAUCAUGAAAAACGCAAAGCGUAUGCUUAUUCUGCCGAAUUUCCUAACAAGGUUGCACCCAAUAAAAAUAAUCGACUAGAAGUGCUAGCUGAUGUCGUUGCUUUAUCCCAACAACAUCUUCAAACACCUAAGAAACCGAAGGCAGAUAGUUGGAGGACAAGACGAAAAUUAAAAAUGAUUGUGCCUGACAAACCAACUCGAUCUUUACCUAAAUCCAAACCAACUCAGCCAAUACCUUCUACAUCCAUAUCAAAACCAUCAACAUCUUACGCGCCCAGACCACUAAUUCAAAUUAACUUUAAGUCUCGUCCAACUCAAAUGAAAUGCACCAAAUGCGAUAAAUUUUUCUUUUCUUCUGCUGAAGAACACAUGAAAGAACACAUUUUGCCAUUGCAACAAUCGACUGAAUCUCAAGCCCCAUCAUCAGCUGACAUGUUUUUGGAAUGGAAUUCCGGCAAUGAACCACCAGAAGAAAUUGUUUCUAUAGAUCUGACAUCGCCGCCACGUAAUCAGCCCAAAGAUGAUGGCAGUUAUUGGGUGAAUGAGACAAUAUCUAGGAAACGUAUUGAAGAUACAGUAGAGUCUUUUGCGGAUCCUAAUUCUAUAGAUUAUAUACAGCAUUGUUAUGGAAUAGAUACACCAAGUUAUUCUUAUCCUUAA